This is a messenger RNA of Lactuca virosa, 747 nucleotides long. The record is from the annotation of a GenBank genome assembly. NCBI's taxonomy places the organism in Eukaryota, Viridiplantae, Streptophyta, Magnoliopsida, Asterales, Asteraceae.
CUUAAAGAUAUUGUAGAUCCUCGCCACCGCCUUUCACCUCGCCUUUCUUCUUAUCUCACUUUGCUUCCAAUUUCAUCCUCUUUCUGUUAUUCAUCGUUUUCUCUUCAUUCCUUUGAUGGCUUCCGUAGAUUUGUGAUUCCUUUGAUAGGUUCCGAUUACGAUGGUUUUCUUCAACCCAGCAUGACUAACGCUCAUCUCUACUCCAAUCACAAAUCCUACACCGACUCACUGUGAGUCUAUUUCGACCAAAUACCCUCUAUCUCCCUUUCCUGUUUUUCAGUCCGCCUGAUAAAGUAAAAGAACACUCAUCGCUCCUCCAAGGCGUGUGCAAUUGGUCGUCGACAAACACAGCUCUGCCGACCCCAUCCCACACCGAUGAAGCUUACUGCGGUGCUUUCUUUUUUCCAGAGAGAAAUACACAAAAAAAAGGAAGAAAAGGAAAGGUUGAGAAGAACGAUCCCCAAAACUUCCGAGGAUUCAGAGCACUCUGUACCGGAGAAAAGGGUGUUAGUCCUAUCACCGGCGUUCAACCAUCGAAUAGUCGACUACGACGCCCCCUGCACUUCUAUUCCUCUUCAAGCAUCAACUGUGCUCUUCCUGUGUUCUCUUCAAGGUCUCAAUUUCAGUAUAUUGAUUGAGUACGGAAUUCUUUGGUUGAUUAGGAGUGCAACCCAAUUGAUAUGGAGAUUUAAAGGAGAGUUUCACUAUGCAUCCCAACUGUUCCAUGAAAUGCUUGAACCAGGAUAA